Macadamia integrifolia is the source of this 2707-nucleotide messenger RNA. RefSeq names its product ferric reduction oxidase 8, mitochondrial. The coding region runs from base 329 to 2509 and encodes 726 amino acids. Gene Ontology annotation, molecular function: oxidoreductase activity. The transcript is spliced from 8 exons. NCBI's taxonomy places the organism in Eukaryota, Viridiplantae, Streptophyta, Magnoliopsida, Proteales, Proteaceae. The record is from RefSeq and is a predicted model, not a curated record. Gene Ontology annotation, cellular component: plasma membrane.
UGGUUAUCAUCCUUCAUUUGAACCUCUCAAACAAAGAUUCCCAUUUCUUGAUUGAUCAAUGGAAUUGUAGCCCAGCAAAAAAGAUUAAAAUGGAGAGCAUCACGCUAUCACAUCAACCAUCUCAAUUUCAAUAAUAACAAUUUCAAAGUAAUUCCUAGUACCCCUUACAGGAAAACUAAGUGGAAAACACACUACUGUUAGAUAUCUUGGAAUCUAAUAGGAAUGGAGACUUGACCUUCCAGUGCUUAGUGCUUAGUGCUUAGCGCUUAGUUGCAUCUCUCUCUGUCUCUGUCUCUGUCUCAUAUGUUUCAAAGUUCUAUAUAUACUCAUGAAGAGAAGCUUUUUCUCUGCAGUGGAUAUAUGCCUCUGGAAAAAGUGUGAGGAAACAAACAAGGCAAUGACUUCCACAAUUAUGUUGGUUCUCAAGGCUCUAAUGAUCUUGAUAUUUGCUACUUGGGUUUGUGUUUGGCUUCUCAAGCCCACAGAAACAUGGUCGAAAUCAUGGCACACAGCUGAAGAGAGUGUGAGGACUACAUUCUUUGGAUACAAUGGUCUUAAUUUUCUGGUUUACUCAGUUCCCCUUAUAGUGGUUGCUAUAAUUGGAUUUGUUCACAUACACUUGAAAGAUGGAGAGCCAAGAAGCAGACGGAUGAGGUUCUCGAUCACCACUCUCUCUAAUCCAGUCAUCGUUCACAGCCCGGUCGGUACUGUAUCAGGAGGCGAGCUAUUGGUCGGAGCCCUCUUCUUUCUAUUUCUAGCUUGGACAUUCUAUGCUCACAUCUCCAAUGACUUCAAGAAGAUGGAGCCUGUGAAAUCAAUGAAAUUGAAUUUAUGGCAAUUCAAGCUCAUGAAGAUAGGGACUAGAUUUGGUUUGCUAGCAGAAGCUUGCUUGGCACUGCUCCUUCUGCCCAUCUUAAGGGGGAUGGCCUUAUUUCGGCUUCUGGGUCUUCAAUUUGAAGCUUCAGUAAGAUACCAUGUCUGGCUUGGGACAUCAAUGAUAUUUUUCUCCACAUUGCAUGGCUUAAGCAUGUUAUUUGUAUGGGGUGUUAAGAACCGCAUACUCGACGAGGCAGGACUAUGGCAGAGAACAGGGAGGAUUUACCUUGCUGGAGAGAUUGCUCUGGUAACAGGGUUAGUCAUCUGGAUCACAUCACUUCCACAAGUGAGGAGGAGACAGUUUGAGCUUUUCUAUUACACCCACCAUUUAUAUGUUAUAUUCUUCAUAUACUUCUUGUUUCAUGUCGGAGACCGGCAUUUUUACAUGGUUUUUGGUGGGAUUCUGCUCUUUGCCCUGGACAAGCUCCUACGUAUUAUACAAUCAAGAGUAGAAACCUGUGUUCUAUCUGCACGCAUCUUCCCUUGUCAUGUCUUAGAGCUUAUUCUCCGAAAACCACUUGGAUUGAAAUAUAAUCCAACUAGUGUAAUCUUCAUGAAGGUUCCUAGUAUAUCAAAGUUUCAAUGGCAUCCCUUCAGUGUGACUUCCAGCUCAAAUGUAGAUAAGGAUACAAUAUCUGUGAUGAUCAGAUGUGAUGGAGAGUGGACAAGCUCCCUCUAUAAUAUGAUCACAGGUGAUGCUGACCAGUCGAAGUGCAUUCCAGUUGCAGUUGAAGGUCCUUAUGGACCUGCUGAUUCAAACAAUUUCCUAAGAUAUGACAGCUUAAUUCUGGUAGCAGGAGGCAUUGGGAUAACUCCAUUCAUAAGCAUUUUACAGGAAAUUCUAUACAUCCAUGGGAGCAAAAAGAACAGUUUUCCAUCAAAUAUACAACUGAUAUGCGUCGUAAAGAAGUCCCAAGACAUCAGCUUGUUGAACCCAGUUUGGCCAAUACUUCUGAACCAAAACCAUGAGCAAGUAAAUCCUAUAAAAAUCAAAGUCUUUGUUACCCAAGAACAGAGAUCUAGUAACACUAUGGGAGAACUAGUGAAUGAGUUUUCUCAAGUGCACACAGUAGAUUUCAAUACAAAGUUUUCAAGUUCUACAAUGCCUGAACCUGAAAAUUUGCUUUGGAUGGCAACCAUAGUUGGGUUUUCCUCCAUCGUUUUCCUUAUAAUGUUAGGGUGCCUUAACCGUACCAUUCUUCACAAUGAAGAUAAAGCAUCUGAAAAGAAGAACCCCACCUGGGUUACUGAUCUUCUUCUAAUAUGUUCAUUUGCCAUUUCUAUAACAUGUGCCACAUUGGCCACAGUCAUUAUGAGAUGGAGGAAAAUGAAGAAUGAGAUUCCAGAGAAUCCAUCAAAACAAGCUAAAGAGGUUGAACUUUCUUGGUUGGAAGCAAGGGGUGAUCUUGAACAACAUGAGAUCCAUUAUGGCCAGAGGCCUAACCUUGAAGAUAUAAUUUCAAAGUUUCCAAUCCAAUCUGGAGGAUCUGAUGUAGGAGUUAUAGUUUGUGGACCAGAAUCCAUGAAAGAGUCAGUGGCCUCAUUUUGCCGGCAGAACUCCCAAAGCCUGAAGAGAAGUGCCAACAAAAGGAAGCCCAACUUCAGUUUCCACACAUUAAACUUUGCACUAUAGUUUUCUGCAAGGAUUCCUGCACAACUGCCAUAUGCUUCCACACAGACCAGGGAGCCAAGUUAUCUAUCAUUGCUCUCUUAAUGUUGUAUGAUCGUAUUGCCUCUGUUUCUGUUAAUAGUUAUUGGUUGCAGAAUCUGUGUGUGUGUGUAACAAUAACAUACUAGUUUUCCUUAAUAGAGUAGAAGACCCCUCUCUCUC